GUCCCUAGCGAGGCGGGAAUAUCCCCGCCAAAUCAUGAACAAGGUGGACGAUCGAGUCAGAUCACCGGGAACAUCACGAUCAUGUCUGACCGUUACUACCAUGUCACUUUCCAUCUCGCCAUCUAGCCCCGAAGAACCUGUUACGCUGGUGGAACUGACCAACGUGCCGGGCGGACAGAAUGCGAUGGCUCAUCUCAAAAAGCGGAAACUGGAAGCAGAGUCGGUUGCGCAGAAUCCUAAACAAACGCAGCAGCCGUCGCAACAGUCGCAGCAGCAAUUGUUGAUCGGCAAGAAGGGCUUGCAGACGAGCACGUCGCAAGAGAUGGAGAUGACUGACGCCGCGACGAAGCGGAGGAGGAAAAGCGUUCGUGACGAUGACAUACGAAAGACGAUCGAUGUUGUUGAUCCUAACAAAAAUAUACCCUUGCCCCAGAAGAAGCGCGCAUUUACAACGGGUAACUCGGGUAGUCCUGCUAGGAAAUCAAGUAAGCACAGCGAAGAACCCGAAGACGAUGAAACUCUGAUAAGAGAAACGGAAGCCGCCUUGAAAAGUCUAUCAGGCAGUUGGCCGGGACCUAGAGGAUCUUUAUAUCAAAGAGGCAAUUCAGACGAGGAUAGAUACGAGUCUAAUUUCGAAAAUCUUUUCGAGGAAAAGAAAGAAAAUCCUAAAUUGUCGCCCUCAUCAAUAUCAACGUCUUCGACUACGAGUAAUGACACUGGUUGUUCGUUGAAGGAUGUUAUAACUCUUCGCGGACAACAGGAUCGAACGGGUAAGUUGCAACAGCAGAAUAAGCAGCAGGAUUCGAAACAACAGCAUCCAACUAAAAUUAAGAAAGAUUUGGACAAUCUGCUGAAGAUAGAAAAUGAAUGCGCCAACAUUCAGUCUCAAGUCAACAACGUUAAUCAAAACGAACCGCCGAAAAUUAGACCAAUUUCCGUUCGCUCGUUAUCAAGUAAAGAGAGGAACGAGAGGAACGUAGUGGUGAGCGCACAUAUUGACCCUCAGGGAAGGAUAUCGGACAAAUAUUCAAGAUACGAUCCACCGGACUUCAACGAAUUAGUCGAUGAUUCGUCCAACGAACUAGAAAUUGACAUGUCGGAUCCGGCCGCUGACAAGGAUGAGGGCGAUCGGGACAGAUCGAAUGACCGAGAACGGGAUCGGACAUGCAAAAACGGUCAAUCACCCCAAAAUAUUAGCAGACAGCAGCAGCACCAACAGCUUUACACGAAUUAUCAAAGACAAUAUAACGAUACCAACAUGAAAGUCUCAUCUACGGGAACUUCAUCAUCCUCAUCGACACCAGCGAAUUCUCCGUUUUCAGCAACAUCUGCUUUUAGGCCGCCUAAUACGGACCACUCAAAAGCAUCGUGUCGUAGCUCUUCGUCGGUCCCAGUAGCAUCUUCAACGAUUCCACCAAUCGGCCCGUAUCCAGCUGCCGCCACAUUCGUGGGAUAUCCGACGCCUGGCCCGACGAUGCCAACACCGCAGCCUGUAUCCGGUAUCUCGCCCGCAGCCGAUGACAAGCACUCAUCUACAGUGUCACUCUUACAACUGAAAUCCUCGAAGGAGGAAAGUCAUCAUGUGACAACCCACGACGUAGCUACCAAUUCUGUACCUCCCAGCAAGAGUCCUACCAGCGGUCCACCUUCCGUCACGAGUCCCGAUUCUUCGAAACAAUAUACAAUCCUUCAGCCCGCGGGAGUGGGCUCCAGAGCAGCCAGUGCGAUUCAGGAUAUCGCGAGGGAAGGAGUGGUGAGUGUUGCCGCUGUUAGCAGCUGCACCACCGCGAACAACGGCAGUGCGAGUAAUGUCAACACCGCGAAUGCGAACGGCAAUGGGGUGGUCGGUAAUAAAACUACCAACGGGAACAACGGCGCUAAUGACAGCAACAGUACUACGAAUCCUGCCGGGAAUCCUAAUGCAAACAGCAUCACCAGCAUAACCAUUACAACCGUGUCGACGACCACUACUACGUCUAGUCCGACAGUCCCUGUUGAUGUACCUUCGACGAACGGCCAGCAGGACAAUGUCAUGAAAAUGCCAGAGAGACCCGGCACCUUCGAUAGUAGCAGGCCGGGAAUGUCUAUGUCUCCGUCCAGUCUCGGCAGAGAGGGCAACAAGUGCCCGACCCCAGGCUGCACGGGGCAGGGUCACGUGACCGGACUCUACUCUCACCACCGCAGCCUUUCUGGAUGUCCACAGAAGGAUAAAUUAACUCCAGAGAUUCUGGCGAUGCAUGAGACCAUAUUGAAAUGCCCGACGCCUGGUUGCAACGGUCGCGGUCAUGUCAGCUCCAAUCGGAACACACAUAGAAGCCUGUCUGGAUGUCCCAUUGCCGCGGCCAAUAAGCAGGCCGCACGCGAGGCACGACAAAAGGUUCAAGUGCCGGGAAUACCACCGGAAUACAUCAGCACGAAUUUGUUACCCCCUUCAAUGGACACGAAGAGCUAUUCGCAGUACGGUUCCGCAACGCAAGACACGAAACCUGUACUAAGCAGUUUGACCUACGAUUACUAUUCGACAAAAAACGCUGUGAUUAAUGUGAAGCCUCCGAAAACGCCGGAGGACAACAACACGUCGCGUCCCGCGAAGGUGCCCAAGACAGAGAAUAUGACUCUUAGCAGCAGUUGCUGCAAUACAUUAUCUAUGAGGAAUCAAAAUACGGGUGAGUUGUUGGUCCCCAAGACGGAGGAUGCUGCGUCUUGCAGAGUGAAUUCGCCUCCGCCACCACCGCCUCCUGCAGUACGACAAACGUAUGAUUCUUACAUGAGCCAAGAUUCGAAUUCCUCAUCCAUGUCAUCCAUGGACGCGAUGGGUUCGAGGCCAUCCAUAGGAGCGACAAUCCAUCAUCCAAGCCAGCAUCCGACACAUCACGUUCUGCCAAUGCAGCCCGUCGCCUAUCCGAUGCCGAUGGUGGAAGAUACCAGGAUGAGCCAUCAAAUGUCCCAAAGGUCUCCUUAUGAGCCUAGCGCCAUGAUGGCCGCCGCAGCGGCCGCGGCAGCAGCCGCAACCACCACAGAAGAGCUUUAUCAUCAUAGAUCGGCCGAACACGCGAGAGCGUACAUGCAUCCUGGUACCAGCAACAUCGCACGACCAGUAGUGACGUAUUCCAACGACAUAGCUGGCAGAGGCUACGAGAAUGCGGUAGUCAGUGCAGCCAAUCAUCGACCUUAUGAUCCCGGUACCACUGCGACAUACGAGAGAUAUGAUACGCAGUCUUGCGCACCUAUCCCGUCUCAGCAACAGCAACAGCAACAACAGCAGCAGCAGCAGCAACAACAGCAGCAACUUCAUUCAAGGGCAAAUAUGUACUAUCUGGGACAAACCGGCAUGACGCCAGAGGAGCAAGAGCGAGUUUAUCAUCAAGAAGCUGCGGUAGCUGCUCAGCAGCAUCAAAUGGCGAUGGCCGCCGCCACGGCAGCUGGAAUGAUAAAGACUGAAGAUGUGAAAUGUGUCACGGUCGCGCAAAUGCAGCAAAUGCAGAAACCCGGUGGACCGCCUACCUCGCCCGGGGGAUCAGUGAUGGAUUUGUCUACCUCCAGUGUUACGUCCACUAGCCCGCAGGCACCACCCUACGGUUCGAACAGCCUCAGUCCACAAUAUGGAGGAGGGCAGACGGUGGGAAGUAGUCCUCAGGCUGCAGCGAGUCCCCACUUAACGGCUAGUCCUCAAGUUCCUAGUCCCCAGGGUCAGACUCUCGAUCUUAGCGUCAAUAGACUCCACAGCGGUGCACCCAGUCCGCAGUAUUCUACCGGCCAUGGGGAAGCUGUCGCGGUUCCAGUGGGUCCGGGUUUUCCAGCUCCACGACCGAUCGAAGAACAAACGGAGCCCGUUGAUUUCUCAACGGCGAACGAGCCGGUCAAUUUCAGCGGGGGUCCGGGGAUCAGGCCUGUACCCGGGUUUCCGCCGCCUGGAGUGCACGUCACGGCGUAUAGUCGCGAAAGCACACCCGACAGCGGGGGUUCCCACUACAUGGACGCCUACCGAGAUCCCACCGGUUAUGGACCCAUGAGUCCUCAUCCAGGAUACGGGAUGACCGGCGUUCAACCCGAAUAUCCCGGAAACACGUACACCCCUUACCCAACUGCAGGUUAUAACUGCGGUGGAACUUACCCAGGCGGCCCAGUGACUUCCGGUUAUCAGAUUCCAGCGGGUUACACUCCGGCACCAUGUUACAGCAUGCCGCCCCCACAGCAUACGGUUGGACCCCUUGAUAAACCAUCUGGCAAGGACGACAGUAUGAAUGUGAGGAGAUACUCGUUGAAUUUCGCACCUCGGCCCACCCCUCGUGGUCGCGAUGGCAAGGAGCUGAUACAGUGCCCCACGUCGUCCUGUGAUGGCAUGGGUCAUGUCUCAGGGAACUACGCUACCCACAGAAGCCUUUCCGGGUGCCCACGGGCUGAUCGCUCGCAAAUCCAGGCGCAUUCCCAGGAGCUCAAGUGUCCUACGCCAGGAUGCGACGGUUCUGGACAUGUCACGGGAAAUUACUCGUCACACAGAAGUUUAUCCGGUUGUCCACGGGCCAACAAGCCAAAGAGUAAACCUCGAGAUGGUCAAGAUUCUGAGCCCCUGAGAUGUCCAAUCCCGGGUUGCGACGGGUCCGGCCAUGCCACCGGCAAAUUCUUGUCGCACCGCAGUGCAUCUGGGUGUCCAAUUGCAAACAGGAAUAAGAUGCGAGUGUUGGAGUCUGGUGGCACAGUCGAGCAGCACAAGGCGGCCCUCGGUCACAUAAACGGCUCCUUCCACAGCCACAGGUCUUUAUCGGGCUGCCCGAUAGCCAGCCACGCCGUGAAGAAACCGAAACCGGAGGAUAACAUGAGCAUGUACAGCAGAGGAAUCACCGGGUUGGAAGCCGGUGGUCCGGCUCACGGGGGUGCGGUAGGCACGGGUCAGGGUAACUCGAGCGGUAGCGGGACCGCCGGUGUCCAGAGCGAGGAUCUCUACACACUGGAGGCUGAAAUCACCGAGCUCCAGAGAGAGAACGCCCGGGUCGAGUCGCAGGUCUUGCGCUUGCGCUCGGAUAUCACCGCCAUGGAGAAUCAGCUCAAGCAUGGAGAAAAGGAAACGACAACGAUAACUCAACGUAACAAUAAUUUGACCGAGUACUAUCAGUCGCUACGCGACAACAUGAUCACUCUGCUGGAGCAAGUGCGAAUACCGAACGCCCCGGGCGGACCGCAGGAGAAAAUAGGCCAUGAGAACUUCGAUAGUUACCUGACGAAGUUGCAGACUCUGUGCACCGCCGACGGCUACUGCGCCGACGAGAGCAACCGGCCGAUUUACGAGACGGUGAAGACCGCCCUGCAGGACUUCACGGUCCUGCCGACACCCAUCUGAGACCAUCCUUAAAGAUCGACGAUCUGGUACUGAGCGUCGCUCUCGGGACUCGCGCGACCAAGCGAUCCGGCGUAUUCGUGACGCGGAUCGCAAGUCGUUCCGCUCUCGUCCACUGGAUACUACGAGUGAACGGAACGGUGCGAGAGAACGGUGCCCAGUUCCCAUGAAAAUGUAGACACAUAUAAAUCGACACGAGGACGCACGAAAGGGAACUGCGUCGAUCGUGACUGAGCACCGCGGAUCGGCCUAUCGACCUAGGAGAAACCCGGCUUCGUGACGCGUGUGACUCAUCCGGAUAUUGUGGAGAAUCCGGCCGUGCAUCACACACGUAUCUACAUGUGUACUUACAUCGCUCGCGUGAAUUUCGGACUACGUCACUUGGCGACGUCAACCUUGCGAUCAUUGCACAUGCGAUCGUCGGGUGACGAUUGUCGGUGAAAGUCGUCGUGGCCGGUCGAGCAUGCCGACCGGCUCGUAGGCUUGCGCUUAGGAAACGCUAUAACGGCAUCUAACCACCGUACCGGCGUAAUGACGACUCCAUCGGGGCAAUCGAACUAAAUUAAACAGACUAUUGUUUACGGGGCAACGUUGGCCCCCGUAGCGAUAUAUCUUUUGUACAUAACGAUGUCUGCGUCAAGUAUCAUGAUCAACAGCGGCCGUUAUCGCCGCUUAUGUACAUACACAACGGGAGAAAUUGCGUUUAUAUAUUAUUCGACAGAUUGAUGGUUAAGUCGCUCUAUAAGUCGUGUAAAAAUGAUUAAUUUAGCUGUAUAUCGGAUUCUUGCCACAUAACACGCUGUGUAAUUGUUAUUACCGUUUAAGCGACAGGUCAGCGCGCAACUUUACGGAGGACCGGUGCGCGUCCAUCAAUGACGUUUCUCUGCUGAUGAAAAUCCAAAAGCUACGCAUAAACCAAUCUAUCGACUAACUAUUUACCAG
This is a messenger RNA of Trachymyrmex cornetzi, 6277 nucleotides long. Its product is annotated as mucin-5AC. Gene Ontology annotation, cellular component: nucleus. NCBI's taxonomy places the organism in Eukaryota, Metazoa, Arthropoda, Insecta, Hymenoptera, Formicidae. Gene Ontology annotation, molecular function: zinc ion binding; DNA-binding transcription factor activity, RNA polymerase II-specific; RNA polymerase II cis-regulatory region sequence-specific DNA binding. The record is from RefSeq and is a predicted model, not a curated record. The transcript has 18 exons. Gene Ontology annotation, biological process: regulation of transcription by RNA polymerase II. The coding region runs from base 35 to 5338 and encodes 1767 amino acids.